Molecule: messenger RNA, 393 nt
Organism: Thelazia callipaeda (thelaziosis nematode)
Lineage: Eukaryota; Metazoa; Nematoda; Chromadorea; Rhabditida; Thelaziidae
Source: the annotation of a GenBank genome assembly
AUGCGAACUAAAGCGUUGAGUGUUUCAGAUAUUCAUUUGCUUACAAUGAAAACCGAAAAUAUGCUAGCUUUGUUAAUUAUUGCUGGAUUCUGCAGCACUACUGCUCAUUUAUACAAAGGCGGAGAAUGGAUUCCACCGAGAACGAUCACUAACUUAGUUCCACAACCAAAAUUUGAUAUGUCAUCACCUGAAUGUAUACCAUAUCGCGAACCAUGUGGUUUUUACAGCUUCAACUUUAAUAAUACUCCAUCACUCUCAUGGGCAAAAUCAUGGUGCAGAUGCGACAAAAACCACACAUGUACAUAUGAACGAACAGAUAUGAAAAUGCGCAUCUAUCGACUUUCUUGCACUCCUAUUAGAAAGCAGAAAAUUAAACUAGAGCCAAAUGUUUGA